Molecule: messenger RNA, 1320 nt
Organism: Puma concolor (puma)
Lineage: Eukaryota; Metazoa; Chordata; Mammalia; Carnivora; Felidae
Source: RefSeq, a predicted model, not a curated record
AUGACGUCACUCAAGCGGCGCGGGGGCGUGACGUCAUCCGAGCGCGCCUCCCGCGGGGCCGACGCCCUGAGCGCAGACUGGCAAAGGCGUUGCUGUGGAGACGGUGCGUCGGGCACCGCCCCCGAGACGGGAUUGGAGGAAGACAGGUCAGCUGCUUUGGUGCUGCUCCCAAAGAGCGCGGAGGCCUGUCCCGUGGACAAUGAGAACUGUGACAAUGGAGAACAUGUCCCCUCAGACCGACGUCUCCAGGUACACGUGGUAGAGAAGCGGGGCCCAACCUCCCGUGUGGCCGAGACCUUCCAGCGUGCCAAGGCCCAUCCGGUCCUGCCCAUGCUUGCUUCUCGGGACUUCUCCCGCCAGCAGCCACAGAAGUGCUCUGCCUUUGAGGGCGCGUGUCUUCCCAUCUUAAGGUGUGGGGGCACGGUUGGUGCUAUUUUCACUUGUCCGCUGGAAGUCAUUAAGACACGGUUGCAGUCUUCCAGAUUAGCUCUUCGGACAGUCUAUUAUCCUCAGGUUCAUCUGGGGACCAUUAGUGGGGCUGGAAUGGUGAGACCAGCAUCGGUGACGCCUGGGCUCUUCCAGGUUCUGAAGUCGAUCUUGGAGAAGGAGGGACCAAAGUCACUUUUUAGAGGCUUGGGUCCAAAUUUGGUCGGAGUUGCGCCAUCAAGGGCUGUGUACUUUGCGUGUUACUCCAAGGCCAAAGAGCAGUUCAAUGGCAUUUUCGUGCCUAACAGUAAUACUGUGCAUAUUUUCUCAGCCGGCUCUGCAGCUUUUGUCACAAAUACCUUAAUGAAUCCUAUAUGGAUGGUUAAAACCCGGAUGCAGCUGGAACGGAAAGUGAGAGGCUCCAAGCAGAUGAACACACUCCAGUGUGCUCGCUACGUUUACCAGACAGAAGGCAUUCGUGGCUUCUACAGGGGAUUAACCGCCUCGUAUGCCGGGAUUUCAGAAACUAUCAUCUGUUUUGCUAUUUAUGAAAGUUUAAAGAAGUAUCUGAAAGAAGCUCCAUUAGCCUCUUCUACAAAUGGGACUGAGAAAACUUCCACGAGUUUUUUUGGACUUAUGGCAGCCGCUGCUAUUUCUAAAGGAUGUGCUUCCUGCAUUGCUUAUCCACACGAAGUCAUAAGGACACGGCUCCGGGAGGAAGGCACCAAGUACAAGUCUUUCAUCCAGACCGCUCGGCUGGUCUUCCGGGAAGAAGGUUACCUUGCCUUUUACAGGGGACUCUUUGCCCAGCUCAUCCGGCAGAUACCGAAUACUGCCAUCGUGUUGUCUACGUAUGAGUUAAUUGUGUACCUGUUAGAAGACCGUACUCAGUAA